This is a messenger RNA of Lagenorhynchus albirostris (white-beaked dolphin), 1155 nucleotides long. RefSeq names its product agouti related neuropeptide (gene AGRP). Lineage: Eukaryota; Metazoa; Chordata; Mammalia; Artiodactyla; Delphinidae. The record is from RefSeq and is a predicted model, not a curated record. Bases 701 to 1105 code for a protein of 134 amino acids. Gene Ontology annotation, cellular component: extracellular region. The transcript has 3 exons. Gene Ontology annotation, biological process: hormone-mediated signaling pathway; positive regulation of feeding behavior; neuropeptide signaling pathway. Gene Ontology annotation, molecular function: type 1 melanocortin receptor binding; neuropeptide hormone activity.
GUAGGACCAGAGAUGGAGGCAGAGGGCCUGCUUUUGGCUAAGUGGGCUUCUCCCCUCCCCUCUCUCCCCUCAAAAACCCAGGGUCUAGGUCUCCACCCCAACCCCACCCCGCUCUGGUCACUGGCCCAUCACCCCCUCCAAUGCCCUUGACCCAAGUUCCUGGAAGCAAAGGGAACAUGCCAUGCGUAGGGUCUGAAUGAGCAUCUCCGGGGCCACAAAUUAAAUUAAGUGUUCAGGGCCGCCUUCCUUGUUAUUGCUAAUGGCUCCAGCCUACCCAUCCCCAUUCCCCAGGUCCCUGUCCUGGGGAAUGAAUGUGGGGGCCCUGGGCAUCCUAUCUUGUUCCCAAACUUUGAUUGGUUCCUGGAGACCUCACUCCAAACUGGAGAUGGGUACCCCUCUUAUAGAGCCCAGGUUCCAGUGAGAGAGGCCUGAACUGUGCCCCCACCCUCUGGGGGGGCGCCCUCAUGCCCUGGCUGCAGGGAGCAGUCACGUGUGGGCCCUUCAUUAGAUCCUGCCAUAUAAACCGAGGGCAUGGGGUGGCCAGGAACUCUUGGGGCAAGGAUCCAGCAAGCAGAGGUAAGUCCUCAGGUUGGGCAGAGACUCCUACUCUCUAGGGGUCUUCUGUCUGGGAUAGGGCACUUAGAGGGUGUUCUAGGGAUGAAGAGGGACUAAGUGGUGGGUCUUCCUGCUGAGCCAGGCCAUGCUGACCACAGUGCUGCUGAGUUGUGCCCUGCUGCUGGCAAUCCCCGCCGGGCAGGGGGCCCAGAUGGGCUUGGCUCCCCUGGAGGGCAUCGGAAGGCCUGACCAAGCCUUGUUCCCAGAGCUCCAAGGCCUGGGCCUGCAGCCCCCACUGAAGAGGACAACGGCAGAACAGGUGGAAGAGGCUCUGCUGCAGGAGGCAGAGGCCAAGGCCUUGGCAGAGGUGCUAGAUCCGGAAGGACGCAAGCCGCGCUCCCCGCGUCGCUGCGUAAGGCUGCAUGAGUCCUGUCUGGGACACCAGGUACCAUGCUGCGACCCAUGUGCCACGUGCUACUGCCGUUUCUUCAACGCCUUCUGCUACUGCCGCAAGCUGGGUACUGCCGCGAACCCCUGCAGCCGCACCUAGUUGGCCGACGUCGGGGUCGGGGCUGGGGCAGGGGAGCGACAAUAAAGGAU